AUGUCGGCGGUCAUGAGCACUCUUUCCAUGAUUAGCGGGGGUCGCCGCGCGCACCGCAAAUUAACUAGCUCACGCAAGUCGGGGCAGUUCUCUGACGCAGGUGAAGACCGCACUCGUAGCCAGCAUGACCUCAACAAGCAGCAACGCUCGGCUUCACUCCAAACCCUGGAGCCCGGCGUGGUCAACCUCGAGUCUCUGGAAGCCAAGAUGGCGAGUAUCGAGGUGUCCCUCGCGGGGUCGCGGCGACGCAGUGGCGCGCGCGACGCCUCCCGAGAGCUCGACACAUUACGAGCUGCUUUGUCUGACAAGGAUAUUAUGAUACAAAACCUCAAAAAGCAGCUUAGUGCAUCUCUUAGCGCGGCCCGCUUGGCAGCACAAGUGUCCUCACCGUGCUCCACUCCUCGCGAAGAUGCCCUAACCUUGUCUCAAGAUGACCGAAAAGCUUUGGAAGAACGUGCCACAGCUGUCCGAGCCGAGCUGGAGUCGAGGAGGGCCAAUAUACAAGAGUUAAAACGACGCUUAGAGAAGACUCAUGUUACUGAGAACAUAGAUACGCGUAUAGAGCAGGCCGAGCUGCAGUACGCGGUGGGGCGCGAGGAGCUGGAGCUGCUGACGCUGGGCGAGCAGGCGCGCGCGCUCACCAUGCUCAUGGAGCAGGCUGACGCCGCUGCGCGCGCGCAUCGCGUCACUUUGUACAGUGCGUUGAGAGAGUGUGGUGGCAGUGCGCUCGUGGUGUCCGCGGACGUGCGCGAGGGCGCGUGGAACGCGGUGAUACGCGGCGCGGGCGCAGUGGUGGAAUGGAGCGAGAACCCAGCCGUCAAGUCUGGAGACAGAAUCUUAGAAGUGAACGGCACGUCGACGUUAAGUUGCACACAAGACGAGCUCCGGCGAGCCGCGUCUAUAUCACCAAAUCGUUUAGUUUUAUUGCGAGGACAAAACUCUUCGCCGCCUACACUAGCCUUUACACAAAACGAAGCAGCCUCCCUGAGAGCGGAAUUGGGCGCGCUACGAACAGCCGCAGAAGACGCCGAGAAGGCAAAAGAAGGUCUUCGAUCUGACAACACUCGCCUCACGCACCGCAUCUCCUACCUCGAGGAACAGGUCGCCGAACUACUAUCAGUACACUCUCAGCUCCACCCCGUCAGCAGCAACGACAGCUGCAUAACGGUCAAUAAAACAAAGAAGAACGUAACCAAUAUCAAUAUCACCACAGAACCAGUAAAACCUAGCCCCAAGUCUGAAGUGCAAGUCUUCCAGAAGGGACCAGACAUCACCGCCAUCGUAGCCAAAUUACCUGGACUUGAUGGAGGAGAAACCAACUUGCCAAUAGUAAGGCCAAGAUCGAAUGCCUCAGGAGCUUCAUCUAGAGUCGCUACCUCCCCGAGAACAUCUCCAACACCAAAUCGAAGAUCCCAUAGCUCUCAUAGUCUGGAACAUCGAGCCGGUCGGAUACGUCACUCCCUCUCCCACCACUGCAUACACGACUACCACACAGAAACUGACGCCGCCAUCAGAAUGAUAGAACGUAACCAAAGACACAUGGAAAAACAACGAUUAAAAGACAGGUAUAGCAGAUCAAAGGAAGACAAUUUUAUAUCAGAUAGCGACUUGGACACAAAGGAAUCAAAAUCAAACGUUUGCGAGCGACGAUGUGAAAUCAAAAAAGCCGCUGAACGAAUAGAGGAAAGCAUAAAAAAGACAAACUGGGCCGAAAGAAAGACAUUAUCAAUAAUAGAACAACUGAAACGUUCACAACGCCUUCGUAAAAUGAAGAAAAAUGAAAGCGCAGAAAAUAUACAAGUGGAAUCAGAAAAGCACUACAUCUACAAUCGGAUAGACGGCAAAGUGUUAGAAAACGCGCACAAAUCUAGUCGACGAUCAUCCAAACACUCUCGAAGCGCUAAAUCUUCAGAAUUCGAGUCAGAAUGCUCGGACUUCCCCAACGGAGACAUCUACAGCAGCUCGCCACGAUUGGAUUACGGUUCCGAAAGCUGUUCCCGGCUCAGCCACUACAUAAAACACGAAGACGAUGUAAAAUCUCGGCCGACUCCUCCACGGAAACCUCUCAGACUGUCUCUGCAUAAAGCAAGAAGCGCACAUUCAUUAAUGAACGGCAGUGAAUCAGAAACAACAAGUAGACCUCCAUCACAGAACGAUGCUAAUAUGUCCAAAAGACCAGUGAAAAGAACACACGCAGCUGAUAAAUGGGCGAGGGAGAGGAUUCGGGACGCCGGGCGCGCCACGCCUCGACCCAGCAGAAAGGUUAUGAACGGUUUGUCGGCGUGCGAGACACCCGCCGCCGACGACUUGUACCCGGAGACGAUGCACAUACGUGUCAAUGGGAAAGUGCAGUCCGGGAAAUGGUGU
Brenthis ino (lesser marbled fritillary) is the source of this 2367-nucleotide messenger RNA. The record is from the annotation of a GenBank genome assembly. NCBI's taxonomy places the organism in Eukaryota, Metazoa, Arthropoda, Insecta, Lepidoptera, Nymphalidae.